This is a messenger RNA of Saccostrea echinata, 2074 nucleotides long. RefSeq lists its product as uncharacterized. The transcript is spliced from 5 exons. The record is from RefSeq and is a predicted model, not a curated record. The coding region runs from base 190 to 1290 and encodes 366 amino acids. Lineage: Eukaryota; Metazoa; Mollusca; Bivalvia; Ostreida; Ostreidae.
AUUUAUGAGUUGAUACUGAAUACUAGACUAAUUAUUUUGUUGAUCCUGAUCUUCCUACUUCUCUUGCUUUAGGGCACAUUGCUUCAUCUAUCAGUGUAUUUAACUUCGAAAUUGUUGUAAUAUAUUCAGGUGACCGUUAAGGCCCUUGGGCCUCUUGUUUAGGAUAUUGACAGAUUAGCCAAGUGCGGAAUGACUGUGACAAGUAAAUCCAUGCACAGCAAGUUAGAAACCUGGAUAUCAAAUUUAGAUGCAGAGGUCAUAGCACUGAAGAAGUCUUGGGAGGAGGGCCAAGAAAAUACAACAAAAUACCAGUUAAUUGGUGACAAUUGGGAUAAAAAAAUACUGCCAUCCUACAGGACCUCCCAGAACCAGACACAAUCCAUACAUUUGUUUAAUGUAUUGAUUGCUGUAGAUAGAGUGCAAAUACCUGUGGUAACUCCAGAAAGAGACCUAGAAUAUGCAGACAUCUCUUUUGAAAAAUUCGUGCCAUCACUUGAAGAACAAGAAAAGUUGAAGGAAGAAUUGGUUUUUAUUACUGCAACAUCUGUGAUCAGGAACAUUCCCCACCUUUCAAAACUUUUGGACAAAAUAUAUCCCAAACAUCUGCCACACAAGUAUAGUGAUCAAGCAGGAAUUAAAACAGUACAAUAUCCGUUAGGACUGUAUGACUGUAAUGAAACCAAAACAGCGGAUGUCAUCAAGCUCUUAAAAGAAUUACAGCAGAAGUAUGUUCCUCACAGAGAUGGAGAGAUUUGUGAGCCUGUUCUUUUUGGUGGUGACCAGCUUACUGAUGAGCGCAUUCAGUGUGCACAGGAAGCCAUGCUUAAUGGUAACACGUCUGAUGAUAGAUUAGAAGGUUUCAUAUCCAAAAUCGAGGAUUUCCACAGAUUAAUGAAUUUUUUAGAAGCAAUAGCAAAACUUACAUACAAUACCGGAUCUGCAGGAGACAGAGGAACAGUUUAUUACUUCAGAAAUUUAUUGAACCACAGAAGUGUUAAAGGGGAUGUGAAAAAUGUCUACCGUUCAUACAAAUAUUUAUAUUACACCAUCUUAGAUGCCAUUUGCUGUUAUUUAUUUCUGAAAGAAAUGGAUCUUGAGAAUUUAUCAGAUUCCAUUCCGCUGCCUCAACAAUUUUACCAGUAUACAGAUGCAGACAAAAUCUCAUGGAUAAAUGACAUAUGUGAAAGGAUCAUUGAAAAAUACUUUUUUGAGGGUUUCCUGAUAUUAUGUCUUAGAUUGUGUGACCGACAAAAAUCAUCCGGACAAUUAUUGGGUGUCAAAUUUCAAUGAAGGUAGAGUGAAAUGUCAUCAUUGUGAAAAAACUUAUGCGUAUGUUGGCAGUCUGAAAGCACACGAAGAAAAAAUGCAUGGUGUUACUGUGUCAAAGAAACAAAAGAAAGAAAAAAAGAAAAGUAAAGAUGAACUAAAUGGAUACAUGUUGCUACUUUUUAAACUUUCACUGUUACACAAGAAUUUGGAUGAUGCUGUUGACAUGGCAGAUGGUGUAAGGAGCAUUAAAUCAGCUAAAUAUGAGCUUCCUAUUUAUAACUAUACUAACAAAACGAAGUAUGCUAUAGGUUCUAUCCAUUUGGUUGCAAUGACGGAGGGGUUGCUUAGCGAGGAACUAAAACAACGCCUGACAGCAAACAGAUUUAUUAAUCUACAGGGAGGAAAAAACAACAACUUGGCCUUAGACGAAUAUGUUGAACUUUUGAAUAGAGACAGCAAAUUUGCCUGCUCUGGCUUCCAAACCAAGGAGAGUAUUUUAGCACACUCCAAGGAAUUCCCCCAUAUUAUUAACUCAACCAAACAUAUUGAUGUGAUUUGUGAUAUAUCUGGUAGGAAGGAUUUUCAUACUGUACCUUCUUAUUUGGAAGAUGUUCAAAAGGUUUUUAAAGAACUUGCAGAAAUAAAUGCAUUCUCCGUUGUUGAUGGUCGAAAGUUGAAAUGUGAAGGCAUAAAAAAUGACCCCAAAAUUUAUGAUGAAUGUUUUAACGGACUGUCUACUUUAAUUGUAAGACAUAAACCAGUAGUUGCUUAUCACAGACUGCGAAAUAAAUAUAUUUGAAACACA